AUGAUAAUCUCUAGCAUAUUUGGCAUUUGGCUUCUCCUAGCCUCCGCAGUCUACUCAGCACCACUUCUUGAACCAGCAGUGCAGGCUGACUACGAUGCCAUCGUUAUCGGCGGAGGCCCAGCUGGAUUGGCAGCAACGAGCGGGCUUGCGCGAGUCCGGCGCAACGUUCUAUUGAUCGACUCGGGAGAGUACCGAAAUGAUCCAACAAGACAUGCCCACGACAUUUUGGGAUUCGACGGUGUUACACCCGCCUGGCUCCGCUUCUCAGCAAGGAAGCAAAUUAGUGAUUACGGGACCGUUGACCUCGUGAACGGGACAGUGACGGAAGUCCAACCCCAGAGAAACAACACUUUCUUCAAAGUCCUAGCGAACUACCCGGGAGACAAGUCGGUUUCGUUCACGACUCGGAAAGUGGUUCUAGCGACUGGCAUGCAAGAUAUCUUGCCGUCGACCGCCGGCCUUGCAGAGAGCUGGGGCAAAGGCAUCUACUGGUGUCCUUGGUGCGAUGGUCAUGAACACGCCGACCAAGACCUUGGCAUCCUUGCGCGCCUCGACAGUGCAGUGACAAGUGUACGCGAAAUCCUCACCUUGAACACGGACAUAAUCCUCUUCGUAAAUGGCACCGACACGCCUGCAAAUCGCAAGAUCACUGAGGUCAAGUUCCCAGGAUGGGAGAGGUACCUCAAGCUACUCAACGUCAAGAUUGAAAACCGCACAUUGGCCUCUAUCACACGACUCCGCGACGGUGCGACACCCUUCGCCGAUCCUAGCUUGCCGACACAUCCCGAGCAUGAUCUCUUCCAAGUGGAUUUCACGGAUAAAAAGAAUCCCAUCUUGCGGAACGCCUUCUUUGCGGACUUCCCGUCCGAGCAAAGAUCCAAGAUUGGGGAAAAUGCAGGUGUCCAGCUUUACGGAAACAAGCUUGCAGCAGACAGCGCUGGAGGGUUGGUGACGAACAUUCCGGGGAUCUUCGCUAUUGGCGACGCCAACUCAGACAACGUGACGAAUGUACCGCAUGCUUUCUUCAGUGGAAAACGCACGGCAGUAUUUUUGCAUGUAGUCCAGAUUGAGCGGGAGAAUUCUUUCGCUCAGAUUGCAGCGGCUGGCAAGCGAGAUGUAGGGGAAGACGAGCUGCAGAAACUCUGGGCAAGGAUGAACGAGCCCGGCGAUGUUACGCACGCUGGGGAUAGGUUUGAUAUUCAGAAUUAGAGAGAUAGUACAUACAGGUGUGUGUGCGUCACUCCACCUUAACCGGUGGAAGUUGCUCUUUAGGAAUGAAUUCCCAGAUUCUCUCUGCAGCGAUCUAUGCACCGUUCAUGCGAUUCAUCGCUUCAGCAAGG
Paraphaeosphaeria sporulosa is the source of this 1340-nucleotide messenger RNA. Its product is annotated as FAD/NAD(P)-binding domain-containing protein. NCBI's taxonomy places the organism in Eukaryota, Fungi, Ascomycota, Dothideomycetes, Pleosporales, Didymosphaeriaceae. The coding region runs from base 1 to 1209 and encodes 402 amino acids. Gene Ontology annotation, molecular function: oxidoreductase activity. The record is from RefSeq and is a predicted model, not a curated record. The transcript has 2 exons.